ACAAGCACACACACACAAACACCAGGGUCUUGUCACUUAUUUUCGUUUCCUGCCUCCCCAGCUGCUCGGACCCUUCCCUCCCCUCUUCCACUCGGUCUCUGCCUUCCUCAGCCCAUUCGAGCUCUCUCCUCUCCACCCUGUGGUUGUGAGCGUGGAUUUUCUGGGGGGUGAGCGAUGUGUUGUUCGGUGGGUUUUGCCAGGUCUCUGGGCCUGGCUCUGUUGCCUCUGGCCCUUUGCUGUAUUGUGGCAAACCUGCUACUGCUGUUUCCCAUGGGAGAAAUCACCUACAUUAAGCAGGACCGCCUGGCCAGCUACAUCUGGUACUUUGGUGGCCUAGGAGGUGGGGGGCUGUUGAUGCUGGUUCCAGCUGUUGCCUUCACCACGCUGGGGAAAUGUAGUUGCUGCUGGAAUGAGAGUUUAAUGAUGUGUGGGUCAGUGUUGGCAGCUGUGGUCGGUCUGGUGGGGUCUGCCUACUGUUUCAUCGUAUCAGGGUAUGCACUUCUGCAGGGCCCCCAAUGCUUCACCUCGUAUGGAUGGUCGUAUCCCUUUGCAGACCAAAAGGGCAGGUAUCUUCUGCAGCCAGAAACGUGGACACGGUGCCUUCAGCCGGUUAACAUCAUAGAGUGGAACAUCACUCUGCUGUGUGUCUUACUGGGCCUGGCAGUGCUGGAGUUCAUCAUCUGUCUCCUACAGCUGGGAAAUGGCCUAGUCAACGCUGUCUGCCGGCCCUGCUGCUACAAGCAGGAGUACAGUCUUAAUGCUUAGAUUCACCUGCACAGACAUACCACAGAUGCAUACAGAUACAACCAUAUCGUACAUGUACAUUACAGUAAUGGACACAAGCACAAAAGGAAGUCUCCACACAUAACCUCACUGCAACGUGUGUGCGUGUGUGUGUUUGAUUACAGCACCACAUCUCCAGUCAGCCAGGUUAGAUUUGUAAUCAGUUUAUUUUCAAGUUCAGUCAAAGUCACCAGUGGUGCCAGGAUAUGUGUCUGCAACAAUGUAGCUCUGUAUGACUUUUUUUUAUUCCAUAAGUAGGACAUUGUAACCUACUUUAAAAGCAGGCAUAGCAAGCCAACAUGUACAGAUAGUAAGAGAGGAUGGGAGUAUUAGGUUUACUGAAGUAAAGUCUGUCAAACGUGGUGCACAGGCUUGCUCAGUUUCUUCACUGUUAUUUUAUGUUGUAUGCUACACAGCUGUGUUAACAUUUUUAAGGCCUGAAGAGAACUACGUUAAUAACAGAGCAAUCAGUAUCAAAUCAACUGCCUGAUAUUGUUUGAUAAUGUGAACAUUACCUUCUUUUGGGUAUUUCCUUUCCAUGGUUAAUGGUGUUUUUGCAAGAAACAGUGCGUGUUGCCAUGAUUAUAGUCUUUGAAUGUGCCAUCUUGGCUAAAAUGAAGCACAGUGAUGUGCCCUUUAUGUCUAAUUUUAUUUUUGUGGUCCCAGGACUUGCAGUGUGUUGGAUCACACAUGCAACACAAUCCGAUUUUCUUUUUGUGCAUGUGUGUGUGUGUGUGUGCGUGUAUGUUUUUACAUCUAUUUUAAUUUUCAGUAUACUUUGUUGUAAAUUGUUGUCUUAAUGUUUCUCAGAUGCUAGUCCAGUGUUAACAAACAUUAUAUAUAUAUAUAUAUACACACACACACACACACACACACACACA
Molecule: messenger RNA, 1664 nt
Organism: Haplochromis burtoni (Burton's mouthbrooder)
Lineage: Eukaryota; Metazoa; Chordata; Actinopteri; Cichliformes; Cichlidae
Gene: tm4sf1
Product: transmembrane 4 L six family member 18
Exons: 4
Coding region: 175-765 (196 amino acids)
Cellular component (GO): membrane
Source: RefSeq, a predicted model, not a curated record